AUGGCCACCGCGGCGCAGCCACCCGCGGGAUCGUGGAAUCGAGCCAGCUACGAGCGCGAGCUUCGCGAAACUAGGCGGCUCGCGGCUCGGGUCGGCAGUACCGCCCUCCUUUUCGUCGGGACCACCACGGCGUUGAUCUCCAAAUACGUGUACGAGGUUCACGGAGAGGGGCGGGGCGAUCACGGAGAGGGGCGGGGCGAUGCGACGCACCCCCCAGUCCACGCCUUCAAAAAGCCGUUGUUCAUGACGUUCCUUUCCUUCGUGGCGAUGGCAUUGUGCCUCGUGCCUCGUGCAUGGAACACUCGACCGAGGGAGGACCGCGGGGAGAACCGCGGGCGCGUGAGGCGAAGAAGGUCACGCGCAGAUGGUACUACCAACGCAGAGCUCACGCGUGGGCUGCUAUCGGGCGACAGCAGCGGCAGCGGCAACGAGGGGACCGCGCCGUCGCCGGAGCGCGACGAGCGAUCACGGUGGACGUUACCGCCCGUACUACCCGCUCUGCUCGGGCUGGUGCCCAUAACGCUCGCGGACCUGGUGGCCACGGCGCUCAUCUCCUACGGCUUGCUGCACGUCCCGUUGUCGACUUUCCUCAUGCUUCGCCACGGUCAGCUCCUCUUCGCGGCGCUCAUCGCCGUCCUCCUUCGAAGGACGCUCAACGACCUGCACAAGCUGGGCAUGUCCCUGUCCUUCUCCGGCGUCGCGCUCGUCGCCCUCGCGGCGAUACUCGCCGACCCGGAAAAGAGAGCGCAUACGGCGCGGGGCAUGGCGUACGUCGCCGUGUCGCAGGCGGUGCAAGCCGCUCAGCUCACGUUCGAGGGGUACUUUUUGCGAGACCUAUCGAGGGUGUUUGAGACCCCGACCGCGAUGGUCGGCGCCGAGGGAUGCGUCGGCGUCGUGCUCAUGCUAUGCGUCGUCCUUCCCGUCGCGGAGCGCCCGGGUUGGUUCCCCGGCGGAACGGACGUCGGCGGCGUGGCGGAGAACACUUCCGGGGACACGGUGCUCAUGCUUCGUAACUCGCCCCAUCUCAUCGCCAUUCUCGUCGCGUACGUCAUCGGCCUCGUAGCUUACAACUACGUGGGCCAGCAGGUGUCGCCGAUGGCGGGUGUGGCGUCGAGGACGUGGUUGGAGACGCUCCGGACGCUGGCGUGUUGGUUUCUCGCCGGGUGCCUCCACUACGGUGACUCAUCGGUGUUCGAGGGUGAAUCGACGACGUGGCAGAUGAGCGCGCUGCAGUUGAUGGGAUUCGUCAUGGGAACGCUCGGAACGCUGCUCUACGGGCGCGGGGACGCGGCGGAGCGGCAGCGAAUCUUCGAGCGGCGGUUGCGAGCGGAGGUGGCGAACGUCGGCGGCGGCGAAGGGUCGGGACAGGUUGUGACGGGGUUAACGACAACCUCCGACGAGGCGUACCGCGUUCAAAGCGGGCGGGGUCGUCGCGACAGGAAACCGCGGGGGGGAACCCGGGGACGGGAACGGGGCUGGGGACCCGCGGGCGUCGCCGGCAGCAGCCGCUCCGGGACGGACGACGAGCGGGCACAGCUGGACGGCGGUGACGAGGCGCCGCUUCUCUCGCCGGCGCGAACGAGCGUCGACCUGGCGGGUCGACCGCCGGGGUCCCCCGCGGCGGCGUUCGCGAGGACGUCCGCGGGAAGGGAGGCGGCGGAGACGGUGGCUGCGCUGGCGGCGCACGCGGCGGCGGCGGACGGACGUGAGGGGGGCGGCGUCGGGGAGGGGACGCAGCCGAGCCCCCUUGGUUUGGGUUUGGUUGGUGAAACCGUCUCGGAACAAGUCGCCGGUUCGAACCAGUUCACGUCGGGAUCUUUCAAGGCGACGAUGUCGUUCUCGAGCUACGCCGGCGUGCUCCCGGAGCAACGCCGGGCGUCCGAGCCGCCGAACGUCGGGUCGUUCGGCGCGGAAGGGGCGAACGUGGUCACCGGAUUUCACGUCCGGGGCGAAGAGGGCGACGGCGCGGGCGAAGACGGCGACGAGAACGUAUGAGAAGCGUAGGGGCAGCCGUCGACGUUGGACGGUUUGACGGUGGUUUGACGAUAUCACCGACUGUCGGACGUUUUAAAAGAGCACGAGCGCGCUCGGAG
Micromonas commoda is the source of this 2093-nucleotide messenger RNA. Its product is annotated as Drug/Metabolite transporter superfamily. The transcript has a single exon. Gene Ontology annotation, cellular component: membrane. Bases 1 to 1995 code for a protein of 664 amino acids. NCBI's taxonomy places the organism in Eukaryota, Viridiplantae, Chlorophyta, Mamiellophyceae, Mamiellales, Mamiellaceae. The record is from RefSeq and is a predicted model, not a curated record.